AUGGCUUCAACAUCAACCUUCACGACUGAGGGGCACAAAUCAGUAUACUGGCCUAUCCAGUCGUUCGCGGUCGGAAAUGACUUCAAGUCGCAACCAGAGAUUCUAACGCAUCUCCUGCUCGACCGUGCGAAUUGCGAGUUUGGUCUUCUCUAUCCACUGGACUCUGGGGUAGCCAUCAUGGCUCAGUUUCCUGACAAUGAUGAGCCCAUUUACUUCCAGGUUUCAGGAGUAUGCGCAGCAAGUUUUCGAUGCAACAACACAUGCAAGAAAGUUUGCAUUUUAAUGCAGAACUUUCAAAUAGACCUUGAGUUUACUCUUGCCGAACACGCGCAAGAUUUCCUGCAGACCCUAGAACAACUGGCGACAAAACUUGGUAAUCUCUAUUUCCAAGUCUACGAGGUUCCGAACAAUGUUGCUUUCACCAAGGCCGAGUUCAGCAUGCAGAAGAUGGGCUACAUCAGCUCGGUGCCACAGUCGUGGGUGGUGGUGCUAGACUCGGACACUUCUGAAUGGGCCCGGAUCUACAAGACGAACAAGUGUUCUGACUUCACUGUCUUUGCCGGCAACAAGUCCUUCCCGGUUCACCGUAUUCUGCUCUGUACACGAUCACAAUACUUCGACGCAGUCUGCGAUGGCUGCUUUACGGAGAGCGAGAGUCGAUCAAUUGUGCUCCCCGAAUCGGAACAGACUGUGGGCACGAUGCUCGAAGAGAUGUACGACGUCUACAAUCCCACCACCGGAUCAUUGUUCACGGGUUUUGCACUUCUUCGUGAGAUCGAGAAAGAACGCAUCAUGAGAGACUUGCUCUCACUGUUCGUCGCAUGCGAUAAGUACAAUCUUGAGAAGAUCAAGCAGAAGACAGCCGAAACUAUCAUCGACCGACUUCCCUUCGUUGGGGAUGCGCUGAACAUUAUCGACAUCGCAGCAUUCGUCUUCAACGAUCAGUUCCCGCAGAUGGACCGUGGUCUUCGCAAAGCCGUUAUCAUACAAACAUUGGCUCGGCUCCCCGCGAUUACCAACGAUGAAGACGCCUGGGAAGAGUACAUGCGCCACGGGGUUGUUGUCAGGGCCGUUUCUACUCAAUACUACGAGACGAAGGAGCCAGUGAUCAUGACGCCUCCAUCGACGCCAGAGAAGCAUGCGAACACCCCUCUUCACUUCCCUUGCACCUCAAUGGCCCUCGACGUGGCUUCGUCAAACGAUACGCCCUUGAAGGCCGCGUCAAAGCCUCUUCAGAAGCUUCCCGCUGAGCCAAAUGUCCUUGAAGUCGUGUUUGGUUCCCUCCUCAUAAAGCCAUGGUACCCGUCGUUCUAUCCAGAAGAGCUGGUCGGAAGGAAAGUGGAGCGCUUAUACGUGUGCCAAUGGUGCUUUAAGUAUAGCAAGGAGUUGAUGGCGUUCUUGGGACAUCUGAAAACAUGUCCCCUCCGCUGCACUCCCCCGCCUGGUGUGAGGAUAUAUACAAAAGACAACUACUCGCUCUACGAGAUCGACGGGGAGAAGCAUAAGCUCUACGCGCAGAACCUCUCCCUCUUUGCAAAGCUCUUCCUGGACACGAAGUCCGUGUUCUACGACGUGACAACAUUCCUCUAUUACCUCCUCGUCGCGCACAAUCCUACACCCAAUAUUCCCAAUACCAAUCUGGGCGGAGAUGGGACGGCGCUGCAACACCAAGUUGUGGGCUUCUUCAGCAAGGAAAAGAUGAGUUGGGACAACAACAAUCUAGCGUGCAUCCUGGUGUUUCCGCCAUGGCAGAAGCAGGGCUUGGGGCAGAUUCUCAUGGGUGCGAGCUAUGAGAUGAGCAAGAAAGAGGGAAGGUUGGGCGGGCCUGAGAAACCUCUAUCAGACCUCGGUCUUCGAGCGUACACGCACUACUGGUCGCAAACGCUCGCGCGCACAAUUCUCGGUUGCACCUCCAAAAAGAUAAUCACUGUUGUUGACCUGCGCGAAAAGACUUACAUUACACCUGAUGACAUGAUAGCAACAUUGCAGGCUAUGGAUGUUCUAGAGCAGAAAAAGAGGGGUGGUGCAGAGGUGGUGAUCAACAAGGCGAGAGUCAGGGCGUGGGUGGAGAGAAACAAGAUUGAUUUGUGGAACCCGGUGGAUUCGGGUGCUUUUAUUGUGAGGGAGAGGAGUAGGAGUCAAAGUGAGGAGUAAAUAGGAUCAGGAUCAGGAUCAUGGCGUUUUGGUGUGAGAUAGAUACCCCAAAUUCAAUUCAUACAGCAAGCGGAC
Messenger RNA from Dothidotthia symphoricarpi CBS 119687, 2229 nucleotides. RefSeq names its product histone acetyltransferase MYST2. Lineage: Eukaryota; Fungi; Ascomycota; Dothideomycetes; Pleosporales; Dothidotthiaceae. Gene Ontology annotation, biological process: regulation of DNA-templated transcription. Gene Ontology annotation, molecular function: histone acetyltransferase activity; protein binding. The record is from RefSeq and is a predicted model, not a curated record. Bases 1 to 2154 code for a protein of 717 amino acids. The transcript has 9 exons.